Molecule: messenger RNA, 2412 nt
Organism: Pipistrellus nathusii (Nathusius's pipistrelle)
Lineage: Eukaryota; Metazoa; Chordata; Mammalia; Chiroptera; Vespertilionidae
Source: the annotation of a GenBank genome assembly
AUGAUUCCUGUGACAGAGUUCCGGCAGUUCUCUGAGCAGCAGCCUGCCUUCCGGGUGCUGAAGCCGUGGUGGGAUGUGUUCACCGAUUACCUCUCUGUGGCCAUGCUGAUGAUCGGGGUGUUCGGAUGUACUUUACAGGUCAUGCAAGACAAGAUCAUUUGCCUUCCGAAAAGAGUUCAGCCAUCUGAGAACCACUCUUCCGUUUUGAAUGUCUCUCAAGCAGUUGCCGGAACCACCCCCCUGCCUCCACCUAACCCAUCUUCGACUAGCCCAGUCACCGUGGAAAUGAAAGGCCUGAAGACGGACCUGGACCUCCAGCAGUACAGCUUCAUAAACCAGAUGUGCUAUGAGCGAGCCCUCCACUGGUAUGCCAAGUACUUCCCUUACCUCGUCCUCAUCCACACCCUGAUCUUCAUGCUGUGCAGCAACUUUUGGUUCAAGUUCCCUGGUUCCAGCUCCAAAAUAGAGCAUUUCAUCUCCAUCCUGGGGAAGUGUUUCGACUCUCCCUGGACCACACGGGCUCUGUCGGAAGUGUCCGGGGAGGACUCGGAAGAGAAGGACAACAGGAAGAAUAACGUGAGCAGGUCCAACACCGUCCAGGCUGGCCCGGAAGGCACCCUGGUCAACUCUCAGUCGUUAAAGUCAAUUCCUGAGAAGUUUGUGGUUGACAAAUCCACUGCGGGGGCCCUGGAUAAGAAGGAAGGAGAGCAGGCGAAGGCCUUGUUUGAGAAGGUGAAGAAGUUCAGGCUGCACGUGGAAGAAGGUGAUAUACUAUAUGCCAUGUAUGUUCGCCAGACUGUACUUAAGGUUAUAAAAUUCCUGAUCAUCAUUGCCUACAACAGCGCCCUGGUGUCCAAGGUCCAGUUUACCGUGGACUGUAAUGUGGACAUCCAGGACAUGACUGGGUAUAGGAACUUCUCUUGCAACCAUACCAUGGCACACUUGUUCUCAAAACUCUCCUUUUGCUACCUGUGCUUCGUAAGCAUCUACGGGCUGACGUGCCUUUACACCUUGUACUGGCUGUUCUACCGCUCCCUGAAGGAGUACUCCUUUGAGUAUGUCCGGCAGGAGACUGGAAUCGAUGAUAUCCCGGAUGUGAAAAACGACUUUGCCUUUAUGCUUCAUAUGAUAGAUCAGUAUGACCCUCUGUAUUCCAAGCGAUUCGCAGUGUUCCUGUCCGAAGUGAGUGAAAACAAGUUAAAGCAGCUGAACUUGAAUAACGAGUGGACUCCUGACAAGCUGAGGCAGAAGCUGCAGACGAACGCCCACAACCGCCUGGAGUUGCCUCUCAUCAUGCUCUCCGGCCUGCCAGACACCGUGUUUGAGAUCACAGAGCUGCAGUCGCUGAAGCUCGAGAUCAUCAAGAACGUGAUGAUACCGGCCACCGUGGCGCAGCUGGAAAAUCUCCAAGAGCUCUCCCUCCACCAGUGCUCCGUCAAAAUCCACUGCGCGGCGCUGUCCUUCCUGAGGGAAAACCUCAAGGUCCUGAGCGUCAAGUUUGAUGACAUGAGGGAGCUGCCCCCCUGGAUGUACGGACUCCGGAACCUGGAAGAACUCUACCUGGUCGGCUCCCUAAGUCACGAUAUUUCCAAAAAUGUCGCCCUGGAGUCCCUGAGGGACCUCAAAAGCCUUAAAAUCCUCUCUAUCAAAAGCAACCUUUCCAAAAUCCCUCAGGCAGUGGUCGACGUGUCCAGCCAUCUCCAGAAGAUGUGCAUACAUAACGACGGCACCAAGCUGGUGAUGCUCAACAAUCUGAAGAAGAUGACCAACCUGACGGAGCUGGAGCUGGUGCACUGUGACCUGGAGCGCAUUCCCCAUGCCGUGUUCAGCCUGCUCAGCCUCCAGGAGCUGGACCUCAAGGAGAAUAAUCUGAAAUCCAUCGAGGAGAUCGUCAGCUUCCAGCACCUGAGGAAGCUGACGGUGCUAAAACUGUGGCAUAACAGCAUCACCUACAUCCCGGAGCAUAUAAAGAAACUCACCAGCCUGGAGCGUCUGUCCUUCAGCCACAACAAAAUCGAGGUGCUGCCUUCCCACCUCUUCCUAUGCAACAAGAUCCGAUACUUGGACUUGUCCUACAACGACAUUCGUUUCAUCCCCCCUGAGAUCGGGGUCCUGCAAAGUUUGCAGUAUUUUUCCAUCACCUGUAACAAAGUGGAGAACCUUCCCGACGAACUCUACUUCUGCAAGAAACUUAAGACUCUGAAGAUCGGGAAAAACAGCCUAUCCGUACUCUCACCAAAAAUUGGGAAUUUACUGUUCCUUUCCUACUUAGAUCUUAAAGGCAAUCACUUUGAAACCCUCCCUCCCGAACUAGGGGACUGCCGGGCUCUGAAGAGAGCUGGUUUAGUUGUGGAAGAUGCCCUGUUUGAAACCCUGCCUUCUGAUGUCCGGGAGCAAAUGAAAACAGAAUAA